Molecule: messenger RNA, 702 nt
Organism: Penicillium salamii
Lineage: Eukaryota; Fungi; Ascomycota; Eurotiomycetes; Eurotiales; Aspergillaceae
Source: the annotation of a GenBank genome assembly
AUGUCUUUCCUCGCCGUCCCCCUACUGAAGCUCGGCUUCUCUCAAGCCAAAAAAUACAAAGCCAAGCGCGAUGCCCAAAAAUACCAAGACGCAGGCGUCUACCCACCAAACUACCAACCAGACAACUACCCAUUGAGCGGUUACCCACCCGGCGCAGCCCCAGGGACAACAGUGGACUACACACCAGAAAGCAAGCGCGCCAAGCUCUCCUUCAUGCUCUUCUCAGUCCUUCGAUUCCUCCAAUUCGUCUUUGGACUAACCGUCAUCGGUCUAUACGGUCGAGACGUGCGGCACGACCAUGUCCACAACAAUGCCUGGCAUUCACAAUGGGUCUACGCACUUGUCGCUGCAUUCCUCGCCACAAGCACUGCCCUAAUCCACCUGGUCAAACCAUUCAUCAUGAGCAAGCUCAAGGCCACGACUGCGCCGAACCCGGCUCUGCUGCUGCCGCAGUUCGCGUGGGAGUUCGUCCUCUGUGUGCUUUGGCUGGCGCUUUUCGGUGUCUUUGGGAAGAUGUAUAUUGGCGUUUACCCCAAGGAGGAUGCGAGUGAUGCUUCGAGGGUGAAUCGGAUGCGUCAUGCUGUUUGGAUUGAUGUGAUCAAUCUUGGGUUCUGGGUUAUGUCUGCUUCGUGGGUUUUGAUGCGGUGGUUGAAGAGCCGGAAGGGUGAUAGUGAUGUGGAUGCUGAGAAGGCUCAAAUUUAG